Molecule: messenger RNA, 789 nt
Organism: Candidozyma haemuli
Lineage: Eukaryota; Fungi; Ascomycota; Pichiomycetes; Serinales; Metschnikowiaceae
Product: DNA-directed RNA polymerase III subunit
Exons: 1
Coding region: 1-789 (262 amino acids)
Biological process (GO): DNA-templated transcription
Cellular component (GO): RNA polymerase III complex; nucleus
Source: RefSeq, a predicted model, not a curated record
AUGGACAAAAAAGAUCUAUUUGUCGCUGAGGAUGAAGACAUCUCGGAGUCUCCUGCCCCAGAAGAGUACCAGGACACUAACGAAGGUGUCAUGGAGGAGGAAGAGGACGAUGACCCGGUGAUCCUGACCAUGCCUAUAGUCCAUGGAUCACUACCACACAGAUCAUCUCAAUCACUCCAUGUGCUCCAGUACACAAGCAGACCAAAGAGUCGCCCAUUUGACCAGGAGCGUCUCAGAUCAUCUAUCAAGGUCGGCAGCAAGGUUUUGGAAAUGAAGGUUCCAAUGGACACAAGCAAGUUCUACGAUGAGGGCCGUGCUGAAGAAUUAGGUACUCGAGUUGCUACAUCAAACUUACAGGGCGUUCUCACAGGCACUGAUGGUGGUUUGUAUGUUGGCCAAAUCGUCGAGAAAGAUGGUAACCUUCAGAUGGUGCUUCUUCCAGUUGAUAGCACAGCACAGCUCAAACCGCUGUUCAAGUACAUUGAUGAUCUAGAAACGACACGCACUACUCAAUCGAAGCAAGAAGUGAGCACACUGGAUCCUACAAAGCAAAGUGCUGUUCAUGUGUUGCAAACUGCGGCCAAAGCCAGCAACCAGUUGCUGUCUGAGGGUACCUUUGGAGGGUUGGGUUCUUGUCUCAAGCAUAUUAAAAAGUUUGACGAGGAGCCAUGGACAACUUUAAGCUGGAGAACCACAGCAGAUCCAUCCACUCAAGAAAUGUUGGGAAGCCUUCAGUCUCCAUCUCAAGAUCCUACUGAGGCAGUCACAGCAUACUCUGAUUUCGCAUAA